This is a messenger RNA of Colossoma macropomum (tambaqui), 2220 nucleotides long. It is a transcript of the gene gtpbp8, whose product is annotated as GTP binding protein 8 (putative). The transcript has 7 exons. The record is from RefSeq and is a predicted model, not a curated record. The coding region runs from base 473 to 1381 and encodes 302 amino acids. Gene Ontology annotation, cellular component: mitochondrion. Gene Ontology annotation, molecular function: GTP binding. NCBI's taxonomy places the organism in Eukaryota, Metazoa, Chordata, Actinopteri, Characiformes, Serrasalmidae.
AGCAUGGCGCGUCGGCUGUUUGUGUGUGAAGUCGUUCCUCUCUCCGCUCCGACAGUGAGAGGUGUCGCCCCUCUGCGGUCAGAGCUCAUAAAGGAAGCGUGUAGAUUUGCUGUCUGGAGGGAAAAUAAGCUAAAAACAGACAUAAAGUUUGUCCUGCGCUCUUCUCAGCUCAGCCUGGUGAACCUCCGCUGUUUUACUCGAACUGCCGCUAAAGUUAGCGCUGUUUUAGCGCUGUUUUGGCGCUGUUUCUGAGGCGGUAGACAUGCUAACCGAAUGAAGAAGUCUCGGUCUGAUAUUCUGUGGAUUUAUAACCGUUAUUACUCUCUUAGCAUCUGGACUGAUUAGCUGCGGCUGACGCUUCAGACCAGGAGGGCAGCGUCUGACGGACUUCUGGUUGUGUGCUCAGUGAUGCAUCUUGAAUCCUCUUUUCAUUGACAUUACCUGAGUGUAGCGCUCUGCCUUCCUCUGCCCAAUGUCCAGAAUGAGCGCCCGGGUUCUGCUGCGUUUCCACUCUGCUGCUGGUCCAGCGUCCAGGCGCCCCGUCCACCAGCUGGCCUCCCUGAGCCAGGCAGCCCGGCUAUCAGAGAAGAAGCUCAGAAGCCUUCUCUAUCCUUUCAGUGAUCUGGAGGCACACCUGUCACGGCAGGUAGACCAGAGAAGAUUCCGGCUCUUCCAACCCAACAUGGAAGAUCUCGAGCGGGCAGAGAAACUGUUCAUUCCUUCUCCUAAACAUCACAUACUGUACUCCACAUCAGCCGUCCGCGCUGACCACAUGCCUGAACUCACUCAGCCAGAGGUGAGAAGGCAGACAAGAAAGAUCCUGUUUCAAACAACUAUUUAUUCUGUGUGUUUCAUCGGGAGGAGUAAUGUUGGAAAGUCUUCCCUCAUUCGGGCCCUCUUCUCUCUGGCUCCAGAGGUGGAAGUUCGGGUCUCCAAAACACCAGGACACACAAAAAAGCUGAACUUCUUCACGGUGGGGAAAGCCUUCACGCUAGUGGACAUGCCUGGCUAUGGACACCGCGCCCCGAAAGACUUUGUGGACAUGGUGGAGCCCUACCUUCAGGAGCGACAGAACCUUGUGAGGACGUUCCUGUUAGUGGAUGGUGGAGCAGGACUGCAGAAACUGGAUUUGGUUGCCAUGGAGAUGUGUGAAGAGUUUGGCAUUCCCUAUGUGCUGGUGGUGACUAAAAUAGACCGGACGCGGCAGGGGGCUCUGCUGGCUCUUCUGCUGCAGCUCCACGACUUCAUCAAAGAUCAGACAAGCACCUGCUUCGCCCAGCCCUUCAUCGUGAGCUCAGUCCAGUACUCGGGCAUCCAUUUCCUCAGGUGCUUCAUAGCCCACGUGACCGGAAACCUACAGCUGAGCUCCAAACCCACCUGAGACCCUAAUAAAAACAGAAAAUGCACUGCCCCUCCAACAGACUCUGAAACAGGAGCUGCUCAGGCCUUCAGGACUGAAGACUGUCUGACAAGAGGUCAAGCAGCUGUGAUGUUCGUGAAAGCCCUUGCAGAUAGCAAAGCCUGCAGGCUGUUGGUCAGGUAUACCCGAGAUUGGCAUCUGUCCGUUUUAUUUUAAUCAGGUUGACGCAUAAAACUCUGAGAUUAAAGUGAUACCUCACUGUGAUUCAACCUGCAGCUGCACUGUGUAUAUAAUCCAGAGAGUGUCUUGUAUUAUUUGGCCAGUUGGAGGGCUGGCAAGUCAUCAUUAAAGACCUGAAAAUGAUGUAAAAUGCAGCAGAACUUAUUCUUCUUGGAAUUAACAGCAUAGAUGACGAAGAAGGCACAGUAAAGCGCAGAGCAGAGUGGAACGUGUUCUCCUUAUCAGUCAUUAUAAAACUGGGUUUGAAGUGAAAUGUGCUGGAAGUGCAGCACUGCAUUGUAAAGAGUUUCUUUUGAAGACAUUGUAAAUUAAUUGCAGUAAUCUUGUUGUGGUGUAUUCACGUUCUUAAGGCUAAUAUAUAGAACAAAACCUCGCAUCUCCACUAUGGUAACUUUACAGGGGGAGGAAAAAACAUACUUUACUUCUAAUGUAAGUCAGUGGAACCAGAAUUUUUUCCAGGACAUUUUGGGCAGCGUUUUCAAAUUAUGUCAAAAACUGAAAAACGAUAAAAAUUGAGAUAUGAGGUUUUGUUCCGACAGCAGCGACAUGUUUCUGCCUAUGAGUAAAAGGUAAAUGGUGAUGUGGGCAAAAUAAACUACGAAUUAAAAAGGUUUUAUUGA